AUGCAUCUCUCACUUCUUUUCAUCUGCUUCCUACACCUCUUCACCACCGCCCUCACGGCACCCAACUCCCCCAUCGAGCCCGCCCUCGCCCUCUUCCUCGAAGACCGCGACACCUCCACCAUGCUCUACACCCCAACCCCAACAAUCAUACACGCCCUCGACGCCUCCGUAACCGCAAAUACCAACGCCCACGCCCUCGACGCCAACAACAACAACAACAACCUCCCCACCCAAACCAUAACCCAAACCGCCCGCGUAACCCAAACCACACGCCCCCACGCCUCCGAACCCAUAAUCCUCUACCCCUUCCACCUGACCCUGACCUCUCUCUGCUCUCCCUCCUCCUCCUCCCACUCCCACUCCGCCAACGCAACCCUCACAAACGGCAACUGGACCUCCCGCAUCAUCAACCUGACCUCCUCGACCCGCGCCAUCGUCGACCACCACAUCCCCGCUUACCCGCAGACGUUUAGCGUGGGGCCGUUUGAUGCGCGGAGGGGCGAGUUGCGAUUUGGGUAUUUGAAUGAGGGGAAGGGGGGCUGGAGGUGUGAGUGGGGAGAUAGGGAUGGAGAGGGGGGUUGUGGGUGGUGUAGGGGGGGAGAGUGGAGAGAGGGGGAGUGUAAGGGUGGGACUAGGAGUAGGGAGAUGGAGUGUUUGUUUGUUAUGGGGUGGAAGCAUCAGUUGAAGGCGGAGGGAUGA
Molecule: messenger RNA, 699 nt
Organism: Bipolaris victoriae FI3
Lineage: Eukaryota; Fungi; Ascomycota; Dothideomycetes; Pleosporales; Pleosporaceae
Exons: 2
Coding region: 1-699 (232 amino acids)
Source: RefSeq, a predicted model, not a curated record